CCAAUCUUCCUCCCAGCCAUCUACACCACACGAAAUCAAAGACUAGCACAAUGACUAUCCCUUCAGCACCCCAUCCUACUUUUCCAGCAGGCAAUCACAAAGCCUACAUGGAAUAUGCUUCCGAACAGGCCCGUCUCUCACCCCCCGCCCCCACCAAGUUUUGUGUCGGGGCGGUCCUCGUCGACGCAGACCAAAACCAAAUCCUCUCCACCGGAUAUUCCAUGGAGCCGUGCAACAAAAGGCUGAGCGGGAGUCGCACUUGCGUGCAGCGGAUACUGGCGCUGGGAAGCGCAAUUAAAGUGAUCUACGUCGGAAUCAGAGAGCCAGAGAAAUUCAUCGGCGAGAACACGGGAAGGAAGCGGCUCGAGGAUGCCGGUGUCCUGGUGGAGUUCGUGGAAGGAAUGGAGGACGAGAUCAUGAAAGUAUCGACAGCAGGGCAUUAGCCCCUUAUCAGCUCUGUUACAGUCGAGGCGUCUCUACCGCCCUUCACGCAGAUAGAAUCAACUGUCCCGAAUUUUGCGAGAAUCAUGCUCAUGA
This is a messenger RNA of Aspergillus ibericus CBS 121593, 537 nucleotides long. Its product is annotated as putative DRAP deaminase. The transcript has a single exon. Bases 51 to 443 code for a protein of 130 amino acids. Gene Ontology annotation, molecular function: catalytic activity. NCBI's taxonomy places the organism in Eukaryota, Fungi, Ascomycota, Eurotiomycetes, Eurotiales, Aspergillaceae. The record is from RefSeq and is a predicted model, not a curated record.